CCGGUAAAUCCGGACGUUCCGUGAACCUCAGUCCGGAGCUGAAAGCGCUGCCCAGAUGCCCCUCGGAUUUCAUUCUUUGAGCGUUUGCCUUUUAAGCACCCGCUUCCUGGAGGAAGUGUCGCCUGAGCCGAAUCCUGGACUGGUGGGAAAUGGGGCUGGGGGGCCGGGUACGUUCUGCAGCUGUCAGCAGCCUGUUGGUUAAAGGAGAGUAUGUGGAGAACAACAAGAAUGCAGACAAUGAUUGGUUCCGACUGGAGUCCAACAAGGAAGGGACUCGGUGGUUUGGAAAAUGCUGGUACAUCCAUGACCUGCUCAAAUAUGAGUUUGACAUUGAGUUUGACAUUCCUAUCACAUAUCCUACUACUGCUCCAGAAAUUGCAAUCCCUGGACUGGAUGGAAAAACAGCAAAGAUGUACAGGGGUGGCAAAAUAUGCCUAACUGAUCACUUUAAGCCUUUGUGGGCCAGGAAUGUGCCCAAGUUUGGACUAGCUCAUCUUAUGGCUCUGGGGCUGGGUCCAUGGCUGGCAGUGGAAAUCCCCGAUCUGAUUCAGAAGGGCGUGAUUCAGCAUAAAGAGAAAUGCAGCCAAUGAAGGAUCAAGCCACUGAGGCAGGACAGAGGGACCUUUGAUAGGCUACGUUCCUGCUUUCUGUGCAUCACUCUUACUCAUCCAAUUGCUUCCUCCCAUACCCCUUCACCCAUAAUUGUUACUAAGUAGCUGCAUCAGGCAUUGCUGAAAAAAAGAAACAACAGCAUUGCUACUGAAUUUCUAAGGCUACACAGGGAGGGGAAAGACUGGGGCUUUGGGGAACCAAAAGGCAAUUUGUAUCCCUUUCCCAGGUGGAGCAAUGUGAGAUCCAGGAAGGAUGGGAGUGCUGAAAGUGGGUGCAUAGUCUUUUUGGUUUCUGGAGAUAACUCAUCAAUAAAAGCUGCUUCCUCUGGUG
Molecule: messenger RNA, 942 nt
Organism: Mirounga angustirostris (Northern elephant seal)
Lineage: Eukaryota; Metazoa; Chordata; Mammalia; Carnivora; Phocidae
Gene: UFC1
Product: ubiquitin-fold modifier conjugating enzyme 1
Exons: 6
Coding region: 150-590 (146 amino acids)
Biological process (GO): protein K69-linked ufmylation
Cellular component (GO): cytoplasm
Molecular function (GO): UFM1 conjugating enzyme activity
Source: RefSeq, a predicted model, not a curated record